AUGACGACUCCACCAUCAUUCGGAGGCAGACUCAAGGGGAUUUUUGAGCCUGCCCAGCUCAUGACAUGGGCAAUGUCACACUACAUCCGCGUAUGCGCAGAGGCUAUCUUUAAAGAGGGCAAGAUCCUUGCACCUAUUUUUCAGAUCCAACAACUACGCGACAAGGCAUUUGGUCGGUUCUGGGUCGAAUUUUCCAAAGAAGAAUCCAGUACUUCUAAACCAGGCAAAAAAGUCAACGGCUCCUCAGAUCUACUCCCGCCACUCCUCCGAACAGCCAGCGGAAUAGUCCUAGACAUCGGACCCGGAACAGGCACGCAAAUGCCUCUCCUCCGCUCGCAGUCCAUAAAAACAAUCUACGGCGCAGAGCCCUGCAGAGGCCUCCAUGAGAAACUGCAACUCAGAGCCGAAGCCGAAGGUCUCUCGUCGAAAUACCACAUUCUCCCCAGCGGAGCCGCAGCAUCCGAGCUCCUACCCGCUCUCCGGGCCACGGGAACCGGCAUAACGGAUGCGUAUGAUUUGGAUGCGAAGAAGGGGAUUUUCGACACCAUUCUCUGCGUGCGGGUCCUUUGUUCUGUGCCAGAAAUGCAACGUACCGUGGAUGAAUUAUAUGGGCUUCUGAAGCCUGGUGGGAAAAUAUUGGUUGCAGAGCAUGUGGUUAAUCCGUGGCGGACGGCGAAGGGAUCUUUGCUGGCGAGAGCUAUGCAGGGUGUUUAUCAGGUACUUGGGUGGAGCUUCUUUUCUGCGGAUUGUGCUUUGAAUCGGGAUACGGAGGGAGCGUUGUUGAGGGCUGCGGAGCGGGAUGGUGGGUGGGAGAUUGUGGAUUUGGAGAGGCAUUUCAGUUGGUCAGUAAUGCCGUAUGUAUCUGGGUCUUUGGUCAAGAGGGGUUGAAAUUUUGAUUUGGAUUGUAUGGGUGGUGCUGUUGGUUCGGCUCGGAAGUUCCAGUUGCUGGCCUUUUGACACAAGCGUGUGCCUGACACGACAUUUGAUGGACGGUGAACGGUG
This is a messenger RNA of Aspergillus homomorphus CBS 101889, 1002 nucleotides long. Its product is annotated as class I SAM-dependent methyltransferase. Bases 1 to 888 code for a protein of 295 amino acids. Lineage: Eukaryota; Fungi; Ascomycota; Eurotiomycetes; Eurotiales; Aspergillaceae. The transcript is spliced from 3 exons. The record is from RefSeq and is a predicted model, not a curated record.